CUCAAAUGGAGGUUUUUCCUCCCGCUGAGGAGACUCUGAUGGCAUGACGACGGCUUCCUGAAAGAGAAAGAGAGAGACACAUAGAUAUCCUGCCCUCAGUUUCCACGGUGACGGCAUCCCUCCAUCCUCCUCCUCCAUCAUCUCUCCGUCCGCCUGCUGUCGACAUCGUCAGGAUGGGAGAUAAAGGAACAAGAGUGUUUAAGAAAGCCAGUCCCAAUGGAAAGCUCACUGUCUACCUGGGGAAGAGAGACUUCGUGGACCACGUGGAUCGGGUGGAGCCCGUCGACGGAGUGGUUCUGAUCGACCCGGAGUACCUGAAGGAGAGGAAAGUGUUUGUGACGCUGACGUGUGCGUUCCGUUAUGGUCGAGAGGAUUUGGACGUCCUUGGGUUGACGUUCCGGAAGGACCUGUUUGUGGCAAACAUCCAGGCAUUUCCUCCGAUUUCUGAAGAGAAGAAGAGUCUGACUCGUCUCCAGGAACGCCUGAUUAAAAAGCUGGGAGAACAUGCCUAUCCGUUCACAUUUGAGAUCCCUCUGAACCUGCCGUGCUCUGUCACCCUGCAGCCGGGACCAGAGGACACCGGGAAGGCCUGUGGAGUUGACUUUGAGGUGAAAGCUUUCUGUGCAGAAAAUGUUGAAGAAAAGAUCCACAAAAGGAACUCAGUGCGUCUAGUUAUCAGGAAAGUGCAGUACGCUCCAGAAAAGCCUGGUCCUCAGCCGACAGCAGAGACCACCAGACAGUUCCUGAUGUCUGACAAACCUCUGCACCUGGAGGCCUCUCUGGAUAAGGAGAUCUAUUACCACGGUGAGCCAAUCAGUGUCAACGUUCACGUCACCAACAACACUAACAAGACCGUGAAGAAGAUGAAGAUCUCAGUACGACAGUAUGCCGACAUCUGCCUGUUCAACACGGCUCAGUACAAAUGUCCAGUGGCCACCGAGGAGUCAGAUGAUGUUGUUGCUCCCAGUUCGACCUUCUGCAAAGUUUUCACCCUCACUCCGUUUCUGGCCAACAAUCGAGAGAAACGAGGCCUCGCCCUGGACGGGAAACUGAAACACGAGGACACCAACCUGGCCUCCAGCACACUGUUAAGAGAUGGAGCCAAUAAGGAGAUUCUUGGGAUCAUUGUGUCCUACAAAGUCAAAGUGAAGCUGGUUGUGUCUCGUGGCGGGCUCCUUGGAGAUCUGGCAGCGAGUGACGUCUCUGUUGAGCUGCCCUUCACAUUAAUGCACCCGAAGCCUUUAGAAGAAUCCAUCUACAGAGAAGCUGCAGAUGAAGCUCCGGUCGACACAAACCUGAUCGAGUUUGACACAAACGAUGAUGACAUCAUCUUUGAAGACUUUGCCCGCCAGCGGCUGAUUGGGGCGAAAGAUGAUAAGGAUGAAGAUGAGGAGCCGGUAGACUCGCCCAAACUCAACGACAGAUAGAGGGAAGGAGCGACUGCGACUGCGACCACUGCUGCUGUUGUUUCGCUGCUGUUUGUAGUGUGGAGCUAAUGGAGGUCACCUUUAGGUCAAACCACAGUCUGGACACCCUUUAAACACUCAGUGGUGCCGUGUUUGUGUGCUCGUUCAUGUUUGUCGUCUCUCUGAGUCCUGCUGAGGUGUAAAAAGCUAGAAUACUGCAGCCUAGACAUCAGUAGUGUUCAGCUGGAGCGGCUCUUUACUCCAGGGGGAAUCGCCUGGAACACUGACCCGGCAUCCGCAGCUCCUAACGACAACUGGUAGCAUGCCUCUAAUGUCUCUUUGUUCUAAGUGUUUCCAUUAGGGACCAAACAGAUGUAAAGUUGUGUUGAGAUUAGUUUUAAAGUCACGUAUCAGAGGGUCUUCUUUAGAAACGACACUGCCAACUUUGGUUCAGCACUGGAGCCAAACUUCAGCUGACGGAGGAUUUUGCUGGGUAACCAUCCGUAAUCGUUCUGUCGCUAAAGCCGCAGAGCAAAUAGGAAACGGCACUGAAGGGAUCUGCUGGGUCUCCCGACCCGCCAAGAGGACUUUAAACUGUCAGAGAAAGCCGCCAAUCAUUUAAGAGCAGCCGGUGGUCUAGUUUGCAUGAAUAAAUACUUCAUAUGAUUUAUUAAUAUCGUGAAUAAUCAAACUUUAUGAAAGAUGAGGCCUGGUUUUAAAGUGGCAUACAGUUUCACAUUCACAUUUUCAUGUUGAUCAUUUUCCAAAUCAUCAUCAUCAGCAUGUAGAAUGAUUUUCUUCCAUUCAGGCAGUCGCCGGUCACUCAGUCACUUCAUUUCUAUUAAAAUGCUUUACAUGUUCUCUCAAUAUAAAUUUUAAAAUGUUUUCCUCUGAAAUGAUGAGUCAUCUGACAGAAAUUUAAACAGCGACAGUUUUAACGGUGGGUUAAACGUCAUAAAGCAAAACUACAAAGUGAAGAAUUAAAUAAAUUUAGCUGCAAAGUCUAAAAAUUUAAUCUUUGCUGCUUUUAAAGCUGUUAGACUGUAAUCUGAAACCCAAACAAUUAAAAACAUUUGGACUCUUUUUCAUUUUAAUUUUGUUUCUGUUUUUGAAAUUCUGACAUAAAACGUCCUGCUUUAAAUCCAUUUACGAUAAUUACUGUGAUGCUGCACACAUUUCAAAUUUGAACAAGUGAUUUCACUGAAAUGAUAUUUUAUGUUUUCUAAAUAAUUGAUUUGUCAGAGUAAAAUAUAUUUUUUAAAAACUGUCUACAAAACUGUGCUGUGUUGGUACCAAAAUAUCUGAAACAUUUCAUCAGCCAACAUAAAACAAGACACUUAAAAAUCAAUCAGUCAAUAAAAAUCUCUUCUCCGGAUACUGAAUCCAAAUGACUCGCAUCAUCGUUUGUUUACCUUAAAAUAUGAAAAAAAAAUAAUAAAGAGUUAAUGCUGAAAAUAAAUACAAUGAAAGCCGUUUGAAACUGAACUGUUCACAGAAUAAAAUCUGAUCGUGUACAGUUGGGGUGGGGGUCAUCGCACAGGCCCAGAGACUAGUCUGUGACCUCACUGAUCAAGUUAUACAUUCCUCGACCAGACUGUGAGGUUUGCUGGAGUAAAUCCGGGUGAAAUCAGUUCAGAAAGAUUGAUGUAUUACUGCAUCAGAGAGCUCCUUGCGAUUGCCUCGGUCACCUGUAGUCUGCAGAUGAGACGCCAACCUGUCUCCAAACAAGGAAACAAUACCCUCCUUGAUAUUGUUUUCAACAUAGCAAAGGCCACCAACCACUCACAACUGGCUGGUGUGUAGUGACCCGAGGUUGCCAGGGGGUCGCUGACCAGUCUCUGGGUCUGUGGGUCUGACGCCUCAAGCGCUCCAUCAGGUAAUCCCUGCCUGAUGGCAGAUUUGACAAAAAUCAGGUAAAAUAUUGUCGUGUUGAAGAAAGAAAGUCAAUAUGAAAAUUCACACACAGAUAUUCAUAGAUCAGGAGGGAUGUGAUGUAAAUAGGAGGGCGUGGGGAGGUUGUCCCGUUAAUGAAUAGAACAGAAUAAAGUUUUGAUGAUUCGAAGUAAAACCGUGACAGUCUCAAACAUCCCGUCUCACACGUCACAUGUUAACAAUCAUUGUGCAGAAGUUGUUGAUGUUAAUCAUUAGUCCUGUUUGUGUGUGAGUGUGUGUGUGUUAGUGGAGGGAAGACGUGUCACUGCUUACUUAAAAGUCUGAAUGAAACCAAGUAUUUUAUUUUUCAUUGUAAUGUGAAGUCACAGGCUAAAGAAAAAAAAAGCCAAAAUAUGUGUUAUUUCUAUUAUUAUUAUUAUUCCAGUUACCUUUCAUUUUGACUGGGUGAGAGGGAAGCUUGUAUA
Archocentrus centrarchus (flier cichlid) is the source of this 3763-nucleotide messenger RNA. RefSeq names its product beta-arrestin-1. NCBI's taxonomy places the organism in Eukaryota, Metazoa, Chordata, Actinopteri, Cichliformes, Cichlidae. The record is from RefSeq and is a predicted model, not a curated record. Gene Ontology annotation, cellular component: cytoplasm. The coding region runs from base 174 to 1427 and encodes 417 amino acids. Gene Ontology annotation, molecular function: G protein-coupled receptor binding. The transcript has 16 exons. Gene Ontology annotation, biological process: negative regulation of Notch signaling pathway; signal transduction; G protein-coupled receptor internalization.